UGGUUGCGAAAUGAAACCGUAUACAUUUUUGGCAGUUACCAUUACGACUUACGUUUCGCUGUGACGUAUUUUAAUGAAUUAAAUAAAGUAAAAGUUUAAGUAAAUCUGUUUAAGCCAGUUGUGUGUCACUAUUUGUAGGUUUAAUCCUUCUCUUUAAAAACCGCGUCGCCCUUCGGUGUAUGUUUUGUCCGAGUAAUUAAAACAAUGAAACGUUUGCUUUUACUUUUACUGUAUAUCAUAAUUAUUAAUGAUUCGGUGAAAAGUGCUGUCAUAUCUGACAAUGGAGACGUUGAUGAACAGGGCCUGUAUAGUAAGUCGGACCAUGUUAUGAUAUUAACACGAAAAAAUUUUGAUAGAAGAGUUUAUGGUCAAAAACAUUCAUUGCUAGUGGAAUUUUAUAACAGUUAUUGUGGUCACUGCAGAGCUUUUGCUCCGAAAUUUAAGAGUUUCGCUGCAGAUAUAGUGUCAUGGAAGAAUGUUAUACAAUUAGCUGUUUUAGAUUGUUCUGUGGAUGAAAAUAAUGAAAUAUGCAGACAAUUUGAAAUAAUGGCUUACCCAUCAUUCAGAUACUUACACGAGAAUUAUGUUAAAGGAAAUGCAAAUGUGGGUGAACGUUUUGAAUCCACAGAUUCAGCUGAAAAGUUAAAAUCACAACUUAUAUCCAAACUACAAUCAGAGCAAAGUAUGGGACGUUUAGCAUUUGCCCCACCACUUGGAAUUGCAUCUUAUGCCACAUACACUUCUGCACUAAGUGAUGUACCAAAUGAUGUGAUCUACACAUUCCUUAUAUUUGAAAAUGCAAACUCUACUGUAGGGUCUGAACUUGCCUUGGAUACAUCUACCUACAAGCAAAUUAGAGUUAAAAGAGUCUUUGAUAAUUGUGAGCUGGCAAACAUAGCAGGUGUUACUCACUUCCCAGGUCUUGUUGCUGUACGAGCUACAUUGGAACCCACUCCAUUAACUCCAAAACUUCCGACGAAAUUAAACUUAUUGAAAGCUAUUAAUACUUUCUUGAGAUCUAAAAACUAUGCAUUCCCUGCAUCGGAAAUUGAUAUGAAGGACAAUAAUUUGUACUCUAAUUCGGAAGAAAAACUGAAACUCUCAAAUUCUGAUGUAGUUUACUAUAGUGACUUGGAAAAAACUCUUAAGACAAUAUUCCACACUGAAAUAACGAGACAUAAGACUUUAAAGGCAGAAGAACUACAAGCUCUUUUAAACUUUUUGGAUAUACUCUUAGUUGCAUUUCCAUUCAAAGGCAACCUCAGAAGUUACACUGAAGAUUUAGCACAAACUCUGCGAACAAAAAGUGUAUGGGGCGGUAGUGAAGUGUAUGAUUUGGUAAAAAGACUAGAAAAUACACAUGCACCAGUAUACAUUACAGAUUUAGAUUAUAUUGGGUGCAAAGGAAGCCAGCCCAAGUACCGAGGGUACACUUGUGGAUUAUGGACAUUAUUUCAUACUCUAACAGUGAAUGCGGCAAACAAACCUGGAGUACAAGGUCCUAAAGUUUUAACAGCUGUUCAUGGCUAUGUGAAACACUUCUUUGGCUGCACUGAAUGUGCUGAACACUUCCAAGCAAUGGCAGCAAGGAAUAGACUUUUUAAUGUAAAAGAAAAUGAUAAAGCAAUACUCUGGUUAUGGAUUUCUCAUAACGAAGUUAAUUUAAGAUUAGCCGGUGAUUUAACUGAAGAUCCAGAACAUCCUAAAAUUCAAUACCCAAGUACAUUAAAAUGUCCUGAAUGCAGGCUUUCAAGAGGAGCUUGGAAUUUACCGGCAGUAUAUGAGUAUUUGCAAAGGGUAUACGGAGCAGACAAUAUACAAGAGGGUCAACGAAUUUCAAAAUCCAGUGCAUUAGCAACGAGCCCAUUCUCUGACUUGGAUAUUGGAAUGUUAAGCCUCCUGUACACGGCGUAAUGAUUACUUCGUUAAAUU
This is a messenger RNA of Papilio xuthus (Asian swallowtail), 1932 nucleotides long. Its product is annotated as sulfhydryl oxidase 1. Bases 205 to 1914 code for a protein of 569 amino acids. The transcript has 2 exons. Gene Ontology annotation, cellular component: Golgi membrane. The record is from RefSeq and is a predicted model, not a curated record. Gene Ontology annotation, biological process: protein folding. Gene Ontology annotation, molecular function: protein disulfide isomerase activity; flavin-dependent sulfhydryl oxidase activity. Lineage: Eukaryota; Metazoa; Arthropoda; Insecta; Lepidoptera; Papilionidae.